Messenger RNA from Salvelinus fontinalis (brook trout), 5107 nucleotides. RefSeq names its product retinoic acid receptor gamma-A-like. The record is from RefSeq and is a predicted model, not a curated record. Gene Ontology annotation, cellular component: transcription regulator complex; nucleus. NCBI's taxonomy places the organism in Eukaryota, Metazoa, Chordata, Actinopteri, Salmoniformes, Salmonidae. Gene Ontology annotation, biological process: regulation of transcription by RNA polymerase II; retinoic acid receptor signaling pathway; cellular response to corticotropin-releasing hormone stimulus. Bases 632 to 2152 code for a protein of 506 amino acids. Gene Ontology annotation, molecular function: nuclear glucocorticoid receptor binding; nuclear receptor activity; RNA polymerase II cis-regulatory region sequence-specific DNA binding. The transcript is spliced from 8 exons.
UGAGGCAGUUGGUUCGCUCCGCUGUGCCGUAUGUGUCUGGGAUGCAGCAGUGGAAGAAAGAGAGAGCUGAAAGAGAGAGAGAGCUGAAAGAGAGAGAGAGAGGGAGGGAGCUGUUAUUUAGGUCUGUUACAGCAGACAGGGAGCAGCUCGCCCUAGGGCAGGGGGAGACGAUAGAGGAACACUGAACUCAGAACAGAACAUUCAGCUACAGAUACAGCCAGGCAGGAACCAGCCCUGCAUUCCAGCUGAGGGGAAGGGAAAGGAGGUAUAGAAACUGAAGUGCCAGCAGGAAAGGAUAGAACAGACGGGAGAGAGAGAGAGAGAGAGAGAGAGAGAGAGAGAGAGAGAGAGAGAGAGAGAGAGAGAGAGAGAGAGAGAGAGAGAGAGAGAGAGAGAGAGAGAGAGAACGAAGGAAAAGGUAGCAGCAACACAUCAACACAAGGGUUUGAUCUGGGACCUUCACUGCUGCUGCUACUGUUGUUGUUGUUGUUAUUGUUGUACUCCGGUAAGGUGACCUAGCUACUCCAGGAACAGGGAAGGGGGGGUACAGCAGCAGGUUUAACCUGUGUGUUCUCAGGAGAUAGGGGCUAGGGAGGGGGUACAGUAAAAGGAGGUUGAAAGCUCCACCACCAUGUUUGACUGUAUGGAAGCUCUGGGGAUGGGCCCACGCCAGCUAUAUGAUGUCACCAGCCGGGGUGCGUGCAUGCUGCGGAAGGCGAGCCCCUUCUUCGCAGGGCUGGACCCCUUCGCUUGGACCGGCAGCGCCAGCGUUCAAUCGGUGGAGACCCAGAGCACCAGCUCUGAGGAGAUGGUCCCCAGCUCUCCCUCUCCACCUCCCCCGCCACGCAUCUACAAACCCUGCUUCGUGUGCCAGGACAAGUCCUCUGGAUACCAUUACGGAGUCAGUUCCUGUGAGGGCUGCAAGGGUUUCUUCCGACGCAGUAUCCAGAAGAACAUGGUGUACACCUGUCACCGAGACAAGAACUGCCAGAUCAACAAGGUCACCAGGAACCGCUGCCAGUACUGCCGACUGCAGAAGUGCUUUGAGGUCGGCAUGUCCAAGGAAGCGGUGCGUAACGACAGGAACAAGAAGAAGAAAGACGUGAAGGAGGAGUUGGUGUUGCCAGAGAGUUAUGAGUUGAGUGGAGAACUGGAGGAGCUGGUCAACAAAGUCAGCAAAGCCCACCAAGACACCUUCCCCUCACUGCUGCAGCUGGGCAAAUACCACACCAACUCCAGUGCAGAGCAGCGCGUGCAGCUGGACCUGGGGCUGUGGGAUAAGUUCAGUGAGCUUUCCACCAAGUGCAUCAUCAAGAUCGUGGAGUUUGCCAAGCGCCUCCCCGGCUUCACCACCCUCACCAUCGCUGACCAGAUCACCCUCCUCAAAUCAGCCUGCCUGGAUAUCCUGAUGUUGAGGAUCUGCACCCGCUACACUCCAGAGCAGGACACCAUGACCUUCUCAGACGGGCUGACCCUGAACCGGACCCAGAUGCACAACGCAGGCUUCGGCCCGCUCACAGACCUGGUGUUUGCCUUUGCUGGCCAGCUGCUGCCUCUGGAGAUGGACGACACAGAGACGGGCCUCCUCAGCGCCAUCUCCCUCAUCUCUGGAGACCGUAUGGACCUGGAAGAGCCCCAGAAGGUGGACAAGCUGCAAGAGCCCCUCCUGGAGGCCCUGAAGAUCUACGCACGUCGCAGACGCCCCAACAAACCACACAUGUUCCCCCGCAUGCUGAUGAAGAUCACUGACCUCAGAGGCAUCAGCACUAAGGGGGCAGAGAGAGCCAUCACUCUGAAGAUGGAGAUCCCAGGCCCCAUGCCUCCUCUGAUCAGGGAGAUGUUAGAGAACCCAGAGGCCUUCGAGGACCAAACAGAGAGCAGUGGAGAGAGCUCCCCACCGCCUGCCCCUCCACCCGUUCCACCAGCCUCCUCCAAGCCCCCCGCCACCAUGAAGACUGAGGCUGAGGACGAGGAGGACAGCUGGGGGACAGAGAAUGGCAGCGAGCCUUCCCCAGAGGAAGAAGAUGAGGAUGACUAUGAUGAUGGGGAGGAGGAGGACCUGGACAGGGGCUCGGACAGCGAGGGGGAAUCCUGGGCUCUGGAGGGUAGCAGCGAAGGGGCUAGGAAGAACCAUCCCGGGAGGGCGCAGUGAGGAGGAGAGAAGAUCACAGAUAUACAGACUCUACACUCAAACACACACACACACACUAACUGACGUAAUCAAACACACACACACACACACACACACACACACACACACACACACACACACACACACACACACACACACACACACACACACACACACACACACACACACACACACACACACACACACACACACACACCAUACCCCUUCCAGUGCUGGCCCUCCCUAACCUCCUCAUCCCCUCUAUCUCCCUAAUGCACAUCCGUCUCUCCAGGCAGGACAGGACACAGCAGGACAGGACAGAGCAGGACAGAACAGGACAGAGCAGAGCAGGACAGAGCAGAGCAGGACAGAGAAGAUCAGGACAGGACAGAGCAGAGCAGAGCAGGACAGAGCAGAGCAGGACAGAGCAGAGCAGAGCAGAUCAGGACAGGACAGAGCAGAGCAGAGCAGAGCAGGACAGAGCAGAUCAGGACAGAGCAGAGCAGAGCAGGACAGAGCAGAUCAGGACAGAGCAGAGCAGAGCAGGACAGAGCAGAGCAAGACAGAGCAGAGCAGGACAGAGCAGAGCAGAGCAGGACAGAGCAGAUCAGGACAGAGCAGAGCAGAGCAGGACAGAGCAGAGCAAGACAGAGCAGAGCAGGACAGAGCAGAUCAGGACAGGACAGAGCAGAGCAGAUCAGGACAGAGCAGAACAGGACAGGGCAGGAAAGGACAGGGCAAGACAGGACAGUAGAGCCAUAUGGUUGCCUGUAUAGACACUAUAACUCAGGUUCCCUGACUCGCAGGUUCUUGACAAGUGCCAUGCAGAGAGACUAAUAAAACGAGAGACGGAGAAACCACAUGAUGCAACCGUCUGGACUUGUGACUCGUGAUAUAGAGAAGAGAGAAGAUGACAAGAAUACUAUCUUUGACGAAGCAAAUGUCCAAUUUUUUACUAUCUUCUUGUUUGUAUCUAUAUAGAUGAAUGUCCAAACCAGACAGCAUGAACUGAACAGUAAAUCUGGAUGCCAAGCAAAGCACACUUCUCAAAAAGAAACCAAACUGAAAAUGCUAAUUAUUUUGUUGGGCUUUUCAUUUUUUUUUUUUUUUCUUCUUGUUUUAUUUUCUUGAUUUGUAUUUUUCUUUCAAUUUAUGAAUAAGUCCCUACAUAUCUAUAUACCAUUAUAUUAUUAGUCUUUGUUUGUAAUCCUGGUUUUGAUUUCUUCAGAUUAGGUUUUGUGUUUGAGGAGUUUUCCAGCGGCGAUAUAAAGAGAGAUUUGGAAUCAGAAUCAGAACAUACCGCUAGCUGAAUCUCCUGACCAACUGGUGGUUUUUGGGCACUUUUGCUCGCCGUAGAUGUCAAUGAUAAUCAACUCAGUAAUGUUAUCUUGUGUUACAGUGACUCAAGUUGUGAUUUGUUGUUAUCAGGGGACUGGCAUUAAUCCAUGUGCUUUCUUUCAACACAACCAACUAUGCUGCCGAUUGGACAUGUGUCUUUGUGCCAAAGUUCGCAACUCAUUUUCAGAAACAGAGAGUCCGUGACCCUAGACACCAACCAGUGCUCACACACACAUCAAAUCUUCACGCCUCAAUUAGACACACAAACACACACACACACACACACACACACACUAAAUCUCGGAUCUAUAACAUAUGUGCCGUCUUGGUUCGGGUGCUUAGACAGAGAUUGACACUUGGCCGUAUAUGUAGCACUUUGAUAUCCUGUUUUUAAAUCAGGCACCGCUAGCAAAGUAAGUUACAAUACAAUACAAUACAACUUUAUUGUCCAAUAUUGACAGUACCGUCACUGCCAAUCUUAUCUCAACAGAAAUCCUCAGAUGUCUGUCACAUUAAAUAACUAUUUCACGACGUGCACAAGCAGACACUCUUGCGUACACAAAAAUACACACACACACACACCCACGCACAAACACACACACACACACGCAACCAGGAUCUGUUAUGGAUAAUGACAUGGAAACAGACUUCUCAGGGCUUCUCUGUAAGGACCAAACCCUAGCGGGUUCGCUAGAAACAGGCAAUAUUUUUGUGUGUGUAUUUUUGACUCAGUCAAUUGGAUCUGUCCAGUUAACCCCUAUCUCUGUGUACAUAGAAGAUAUAUGACUAGUCUACAAAUGGCCUGGAUGCCAGUCUGUUACCCUUUUCACACUAUCAUGACAACCUAACCCAAACUGUGCUGACUUCACAUUGUCCUUCAGUCCACGGUUCCAACAACUAUGGUGAGUGCAUAACUAGGCCAGCUCUGUACAGCUCAGUUUGGCUUGGCUUGGCUCACUAGUGUGAAAAGACCAAACCUGUCUCAGACCAGAUUUGGCUGACCUGUGCUGCUGGCAUCCAAGAAACCAACUGCCUUCUCAUCUAAAAGCCAUUAUAUCAUCAUGUCUUUGUAAGGUUGUAUGAUAUUCUCUCUCAGCGUUUUGUGUUCUCAUAUUUCAUUUCUUCUCAAUUGUCUUUGUUGCCAAAAUGUCUCAGUCAAUAUGUAACCAGCUGGUCAUAAUGCAGCUGGCUGGCUACAUACAGUACAGAGGUUUGUAUGCAGUCUCUCUGUGAAGCAAUAUGAACAGGAAUACGACAGCCUCCCAGCAGUAGAGAGAGAGUGACCUACUGUACAGUACUCUCAGAAUGUGGGCCUCCUGACCUGAUUUGAGUGUGUGUUAAUGCUUUAACAUGUCUCCUCUGCCAUUGGGUGAAUGUUCGCUGUAUGGUGCUGUGAUGUCAUACAGCGCGGAGCAGAGAAGCGAGGUUUGAUGACCUCAUCACCGCUCCUCUCUGUCAGCCAGGCAGUCAUGAUGCAAACACAACGCUGAGAUUAUGUUCUUACACAACGUUGUGACAACAUGGUUCUGAUGCAGGUGUUAUUUUCUGUAAAACACAGCCAAGGUAUUGUCCAAUUUUCUGUUCAUACCAACUCAUACAAAGAUAAGCCAUAUAAAUAAAUUACUUUUGUGAGAUUAA